Molecule: messenger RNA, 990 nt
Organism: Pipistrellus nathusii (Nathusius's pipistrelle)
Lineage: Eukaryota; Metazoa; Chordata; Mammalia; Chiroptera; Vespertilionidae
Source: the annotation of a GenBank genome assembly
AUGGAGGAGUAUUCACAGGAGGACUGGGGAAACCACAGUCAGGAUCUCCAUGGCUACCCAACAGAUCAGGAAUUGGAUGAAAUACCUGUCACAAAGAGAACAUUAAAAAUAAAACAAGAGUCUUCUGAUGAAGCACAGAAGAGAGACAACAUGCAGAACAUCGUCCAGAUUUUGGAAUCGGUGCAGUUGAAAUGGGAACUGUUUCAGAGCUGGACGGACUUUUCAAGGCUUCAUCUUUCUAACAAACUGGCCAUCUUCGGCAUCGGUUACAACACCCGCUGGAAAGAGGAGAUCCGCUACCAUCAUGCCGAGAUCAGCUCCCAGGUGCCCCUGGGCAAGCGCCUGCGGGAAUACUUCAACUCCGAGAAGCCCGAGGGGCGGGUCAUCAUGACCCGCGUGCAGAAGAUGAACUGGAAGAACGUUUACUACAAAUUCCUAGAGAUCACCAUUAGCGAGGCCCGGUGCCUGGAGCUGCACAUGGAAAUUGACUGGAUCCCCAUCGCCCACUCCAAACCAACCGGUGGCAACGUCGUGCAGUAUUUAUUGCCGGGAGGCAUUCCCAAGAGCCCGGGCCUGUACGCCAUCGGCUAUGAGGAAUGUCUGAAGAGGCCCUCCCCCCCCCACGGGCAGCAGAGCUCCCUGGACCCGGGAAAGGAGGGCAGGGGUGACCUGGAAGCCCUUUCGGCGCCCGCCUCGUUACAGGCAGUGGUAGAACCCGCGCGGAUCACCUACUGCUACCUCGGGAUCGCCGAGGUCAGGACCCUGCAGCAGUGCUUGUUUUUACACUUCCAAGCCAACGCCAAGACCUUCAGCAAGGACUGGGUUGGCAUCAAUGGGUUUUUGUCUCAGAACUGCAUUGUGGAUCCCGGAGUCUCCCCCAAAUCCAUCUACAUCAAGUUUGUGGAAGUAGAGAGGGAUUUCCUCUCGGCGGGCUCUUUGGUCGAGUGCCUGGAAAAGGCCAUCGGGUACCGCUUAAAAUUCAACAACUGA